This is a messenger RNA of Momordica charantia (bitter melon), 1416 nucleotides long. NCBI's taxonomy places the organism in Eukaryota, Viridiplantae, Streptophyta, Magnoliopsida, Cucurbitales, Cucurbitaceae. The record is from RefSeq and is a predicted model, not a curated record.
ACCAUAAACCUAAAUCCUAAAUAGGAGACAAAAAAAACUUCAAUCCCCGCGCCUUCAUCACGUCGUCUUUUCCCGGUUUUGCAAGUUCAUUAAGCCACUCUUCAAUUCAAGCUUCAACCAGCACCAGCAAUCCGUCACCGCUCGGCGGCCAUACCUCAGGCCACUCUCAGCGUCGCAGAUUGAACGGUGGCAAUGGAACAAGACAGUGAAGAAGAGGUAAAGACGUUUAAGAGCUUGGGUAUAUGUGAGCAAUUGGUGGAGGCAUGCGAGAGUUUAGGCUGGAAAAAUCCAUCUAAGAUUCAGGCUGCGGCCAUUCCUCAUGCACUAGAAGGGAAGGAUUUAAUUGGACUCGCACAAACUGGUUCUGGGAAGACUGGAGCUUUUGCUCUUCCCAUUUUGCAAGCCCUUUUGGAGGCUCCUCAAGCAUUUUUUGCCUGUGUGCUUUCUCCUACAAGGGAGCUUGCAAUUCAGAUUGCUGAGCAGUUUGAAGCUUUAGGGUCUGGCAUUGGUAUUAAGUGUGCAGUGCUUGUCGGUGGGGUAGACAUGGUGCAGCAAGCCAUUAACUUGGCAAAACGGCCGCAUAUUGUUGUUGGGACACCUGGACGCCUUGUGGACCAUCUAACCAAUACAAAAGGUUUUUCCCUCCGCACAUUGAAAUAUUUGGUUCUUGAUGAGGCAGACAGGUUAUUGAAUGAAGACUUCGAAAAAUCAAUAGAUGAAAUUUUGAAUGAAAUCCCUCGUGAGAGGAGAACAUAUCUAUUUUCCGCCACUAUGACAAAAAAGGUUCGGAAACUUCAAAGGGCUUGCUUAAGGAAUCCUGUUAAGAUUGAAGCGGCAACCAAAUAUUCCACUGUAGACACACUGAAGCAGCAAUAUUGUUUUAUUCCUGCAAAGUAUAAGGAGUGUUAUCUUGUCUACAUCUUAACUGAGAUGUCCGGUUGCACAUCUAUGGUUUUCACUCGCACUUGUGAUGCUACUCGCCUUCUAUCAUUGGUUCUUCGAAAUCUUGGAUUAAGAGCCAUUCCAAUAAGUGGUCAGAUGACUCAGGCAAAGAGAUUAGGAGCCUUAAAUAAGUUCAAGGCUGGAGAGUGCAACGUUCUUAUCUGCACUGAUGUAGCUAGCAGGGGACUUGAUAUUCCAUCUGUGGAUAUGGUCAUAAAUUAUGACAUUCCUUCCAAUUCCAAGGACUACAUACAUAGAGUGGGAAGAACUGCUCGAGCAGGUCGUUCUGGGAUUGCGAUUUCAUUGGUUAAUCAGUACGAGUUAGAGUGGUAUAUACAGAUAGAGAAGCUCAUUGGGAAAAAGCUACCACAGUUUUCUGCUCAGGAAGAGGAAGUUUUGAUGUUGUUAGAGCGUGUGACAGAGGCAAAGAGAAUAUCUCUUAUGGUAUUUUCUUACUAGAUUAUGGUUAUUACU